CUUAGCCUUUGGAUAAUUCCUUAUUUGCGUAUACAGAUUAUGUUAAAAGUAUUAAUAUAUUGAUAUUGAAGUCGUGAUGUGGGUUAUGACCUAAUUGCUGAAUGCAUGAGCAUUUAAGUAUUGGAUGUCAAGCAUCAAAGACUAAGGGCAAAGAAUUUAAUGUGUCUUUUGAGAAGCAUGGAAGAAGCCAAACUGCUGAAUACUAGCAAACAAAUGUGAUAGUGAAAGAUUUCUCUGGCGUUUUUCAAAGAGUAUAUUAAAAUGAACGAGGUAAAGUUACAUAAGUUCGUCCAGACGUUUAUUGCAACUUAGUUGUAAAACGUUUUGGCGACAGCAAUGCCAAAGAUAUUUUAUGACCAUGGCGCUUAUUCACAUCACAAUCUCGGGAAAAAUAUCGGAUAAAACAUACAAAGACCAUGAUUUAUAUAAAAAGCAGAAGAAACAAGAAAUUGUUAAUGCAAUCUGUGCCUUGUUGAAUAGCAAUGGCGGAAAAGUGGAAAUACGUGGUGAAGAAACGGAAGGAAACUUGCUCUCCACCACGAUACUCCACUCCUUGACUCGAAUGUUUGAACAGUCAUUAGUGUCUCGAUUUGGAGCUCAGAUAAACGAGUCUUUUAUAAAUUUCGAAUACAAACAUGAGAAAAUAAUAGCAAUAAGUGUCACUAAAGCUGACUUCCUUGUAACUUUUAAAUACAAUCUUUACUUCACGACUAAAACACAAGUUGAGAUCAUUGACAAUGUCCGGAACGCGUUAAAAAUUAUCAACGAAAGAUUUGUUGAUCAACCCGUCCAACUUGGCUCACACCAGAAAACAUUUCACAAAAAUCGAAACUGUUCCUUCAGAGAAAAUGAGAUCAUUCAAUUUAAGCUCGUGAAAUCAGAUUCAUCAAAGCGCGUCACACUCGCAGAUCGUAUGGCUGGUAAAAGUAACAAAUUCAGUUGUUACGUAUCAGCGUUCGCUAACCACAGGGGUGGUCACAUUUACUAUGGUAUUGAUGAUGAUGGCGUUGUUCAGGGAGAGAACACAGAAAACAUUUCCGAAAUUGAAAAGAAAGUUGAAAAAGCCAUCCAGAAGAUGAUAUGGCCUGACGUGAUUGGUCAACCAAAACGAGGAAAACACUGGGAAAUUUUCUUUGAACCAGUGCUGGAUGAGAAGUCCAACCUUAUCCCAUCAACGUUUGUGAUCGUGAUCUUUAUCGCUCCUUGUUGUGGUGGAGUGUUCACAGAGGAACCAGAAAGCUAUGAAAUGGUGCAGGGAAAAGUUGAAAGAAUGUCGUUCAAAACUUGGAAGGAGAAACUACAACCUGUUGGUCUGAACAAGAGAAAACAAGAAGUUCCUCCCACAGUUAAACGUAUUUCACUAAGUCCUGCGGCAACAAAACGCUGCAUUAAUAUUAAUGAAGUUUUAACCGAGGCCAUUAAUAAGGGAGAUUGGAAAUCUUUUGCGAGAUCAGCCGAUCAUUUAGAACAAAAAUAUUCUAAAAACCCUGAAGUAAAGUUAGUAGUGUAUUUGAGAAAAUUGAUGGGAACUUAUCGACAAGGCGGCGAUCCGUCUAGCUUGAUUACUGAAUACCGAGGACGUCUCUCGCGAGCGGGGGAACCUUUUGAAAGUUUUUUUCGUUUCUCGGAGAAUGUAGUGGCGCAUGUGUCUGGCAAAGCUGCAAUCGAAUCACAAGAUAUCUCAACGGACGCUUUAGCAAUCGCGGAAAUCAUGGAACACGGGUUUCUUACUGCUGCCGAUUUUUUAAUUGUGGCAUUAAUUUAUGAUGGUCAAAACGACAAAGGACCGUCGCCUGUGGAACUUUGUUUAAUGGCGCGGGAUCACCUGGAUUAUGUCGAAGGCGCUCAUGUGGCACGACCAGACAUGAUUCAUGCUGUUCACAUCAUAUUAGCAGCAUAUCAACUCGGAUAUAAUAUGCAAGGAAAGGUAAUCAAAAAGGUCAUCGAGAAAGAGAGCUUUGAAGAAGCCAAAAAAAGUAUAAUGGCAGUAAAUCAAGCAGUAUGUAACGGAAAUCCAUUACUGCCAUACAGAGAGAUCUGGUUCAAAUUGGUACAGUCAAUGCUUUUCAUAAGACAUGCGCAAUUCCAACCUGAUAAUCGAACUAAAUUCCUCAAAGAUGCAUUUCAGUUCGCAAAGAAAGCCAAGGAUCUCGCCAAAGAUUCUGGUCUCAAGGAAAUGGUUUGCUGGGCUCGGACCGCAAUUGCUUCUUGUACUGAGGCAUUAGUACUUGCGAAGUUGACGAGAAAAAAAAAUAUUAAGGUAUAUAAGGUUCUGCAUGUAAAUAUUGCAUAG
Molecule: messenger RNA, 2293 nt
Organism: Dendronephthya gigantea
Lineage: Eukaryota; Metazoa; Cnidaria; Anthozoa; Malacalcyonacea; Nephtheidae
Exons: 3
Coding region: 353-2293 (646 amino acids)
Source: RefSeq, a predicted model, not a curated record